Messenger RNA from Jatropha curcas, 2258 nucleotides. Its product is annotated as tetratricopeptide repeat (TPR)-containing protein. Gene Ontology annotation, molecular function: protein binding. The record is from RefSeq and is a predicted model, not a curated record. NCBI's taxonomy places the organism in Eukaryota, Viridiplantae, Streptophyta, Magnoliopsida, Malpighiales, Euphorbiaceae.
UCUGGCAAUUAUUUUAACUCUCGUCUUCGUCGUCUAUCGUCUAUUAAAACUUAGAAGCACUAAAAAUGUCUGAACCAGAGCCUCAACAGCAGGCAGUUACUUUGUCUAUUAAAACUGAAGUCGAUACCGCUGACGGCUCCAUGGAAGAGACCUGCAAGACGCUUCAGCCUCCCAAGGUUGUUGUUUUAGCUGACCUUAACGUCAAUCCUCCUGAAACCGACGCUACCGAUUCUGUCCACCUUUCAGUUCCAGAACUCACCAGAUUAACAAAUGAUGAAAGUCAAGAUAAAACUAACUUUUCAUGCAAAGAGGUGGAUACCGCGGAAGCUGAAGGUAAAAAAUUGAACAAGUUGGGGAAAUGUCGUUCGAGAAACAGUAAGGUAGAUGCGUCUCUUGACUAUGGACCUGACAUAGAUGCUGAUCAACCUGGUCAAGGACCUCCCUCUUCUCGCGAAGAAAAAGUCAGCAGCCUUAAAACUGGCUUGCUCCAUGUUGCAAGGAAGAUGCCAAAAAAUGCUCACGCUCAUUUUAUACUUGGUCUUAUGUAUCAAAGGUUGGGCCAACCUCCGAAGGCAGUUUUUGCUUAUGAGAAGGCAGAAGAGAUAUUGCUGCGCUGUGAUGCUGAGGUUGCUAGGCCAGAGUUACUUUCACUAGUUCAAAUUCACCAUGCUCAGUGUAUUCUCCUUGAGUAUUCUGCCGAUAAUAGUUUGGAUAAAGAACUUGAGGCUGAAGAGCUUGAGGAAAUCAUUUCUCGAUUAAAGGAGUCAAUGCAACUAGAUAUAAGACAAGCGGGCGUGUGGAACACGCUGGGUUUGAUACUUCUUAAAUCUGGUCGUCUGCAGAGUGCUAUUUCAGUUUUGUCAUCUUUAUUGGCAAUUGACACUAACAACUAUGAUUGCCUUGGAAAUCUGGGGAUUGCAUACCUUCAAAGUGGAAAUAUAGAGCUAUCAGCAAAAUGUUUUCAAGAUUUGAUCCUUAAAGAUCAAAACCAUCCUGCUGCCUUUGUCAACUAUGCUGCUCUCCUCCUCUGUAAACAUGGUUCUCUUGUUGCAGGUGCUGGAGCAAACGCCGGUGAAGGUGCUUUCAGAGAUCAGUUUGAAGCUGUUGAUGUUGCAAAGGAGUGUUUACUUGCUGCUCUAAAAGUGGACCCUAAAGCUGGACAUACAUGGGCAAAUCUCGCAAAUGCAUAUUACUUGAUGGGUGACCAUAAAAGUUCCAGCAAGUGUCUGGAGAAGGCAGCAAAAUUGGAGCCGAACUGUAUGUCUACUCGAUAUGCUGUGGCAAUUCAUCGAAUAAAGGAUGCAGAAAGGUCUCAAGAUCCCAAUGAACAGCUUUCCUGGGCUGGAAAUGAAAUGGCUUCAAUAUUGAGAGAAGGUGAUUCUGUUCCGAUUGAACUCCCCACUGCAUGGGCUGGACUUGCCAUGGUUCACAAGGCUCAACAUGAGAUUGCUGCAGCAUUUGAAACAGAACAUAGUGAGUUGGUGGAUAUCGAAGAGCGUGCUCUCUACAGUUUAAAGCAGGCAAUAGCAGAGGAUCCGGAUGAUGGGGUUCAGUGGCACCAGCUUGGCCUGCAUUGUUUCUGUUCCCGACAAUUUGAAACAGCACAGAAGUAUUUCAAGGUUGCAGUCACUCAAUUAAAAGAAUGCAGCUAUGCAUGGUCAAAUCUUGGUAUCUCACUCCAAUUAUCAGAAGAAUCAUCUCAAGCUGAAGAUGUAUAUAAGCGGGCUUUGUCAUUCGCAGCUUCUGAACAAGCACAUGCAAUAUUUUCUAACCUUGGAAAUCUAUACCGGCAGCAAAAGCAAUAUGAACGUGCUAAGGCAAUGUUCAAUAAAUCUCUGGAACUCAAGCCUGGCUAUGCUCCUGCAUAUAACAACCUUGGUCUUGUAUUCGUAGCUGAAGGUCGAUUAGAGGAGGCCAAGUUCUGUUUCGAUAGAGCACUUCAGUCCGACCCAUUGCUGGAUGCGGCCAAGUCCAACAUGAUUAAAGCAGUGGCCAUGUCCAGAUUGUAUGCAGGUUAGUCCUUGUGCCUUGAGGAUAAUUAUUAAUGUAGGUAGGUUUAUUCAACCCUGAGAUAAGGGGCAUGAACCAUCAUGUAUAUCAUUUGUUUAGAAGUAGAUUAUCUUAAGAAAAAUGUUUGUACCUGUAUAGCUGUGCCUCAUUUUGCUUUAUCUUGUUUUAACCAGUUGAAGAGAAUCAUCAGCUUGUUAAUGCUGUAGUAAAUUUCCUUCUACAUUUAAAAUGGAUUUGGAUAAUGUGUA